This is a messenger RNA of Pipistrellus kuhlii (Kuhl's pipistrelle), 6414 nucleotides long. RefSeq names its product BCR activator of RhoGEF and GTPase (gene BCR). The transcript has 23 exons. The coding region runs from base 101 to 3988 and encodes 1295 amino acids. Gene Ontology annotation, cellular component: membrane. Gene Ontology annotation, biological process: positive regulation of GTPase activity; intracellular signal transduction; protein phosphorylation. The record is from RefSeq and is a predicted model, not a curated record. Gene Ontology annotation, molecular function: guanyl-nucleotide exchange factor activity; GTPase activator activity; protein serine/threonine kinase activity. Lineage: Eukaryota; Metazoa; Chordata; Mammalia; Chiroptera; Vespertilionidae.
GAGGCCGCCGCGCCGCCGCCGCUGAGCCGGGCCCCCCCCCCCCAUCCCCGCCCGCCCCGCGCGCAGCGGCCGCCGGGCGGCGCAGGUGAGCGGCCGCGCCAUGGUGGACCCGGUGGGCUUCGCCGAGGCGUGGCGGGCGCAGUUCCCGGACUCGGAGCCGCCGCGCAUGGAGCUGCGCUCGGCGGGCGACAUCGAGCAGGAGCUGGAGCGCUGCCGGGCCUCCAUCCGGCGGCUGGAGCGCGAGGUGAACCAGGAGCGCUUCCGCAUGAUCUACCUGCAGACGCUGCUGGCCAAGGAGCGGAAGAGCUACGACCGCCAGCGCUGGGGCUUCCGGGGCGCCGCGCAGCCCCCCGACGGCCCCGCCGCCGCCGCCGAGCCCCGCGCGCCCGCGCCGCGCCCCGCGCCGCCCCCCGACGGCGCCGCCCCGCCGCCGCCUCCUCCUCCUCCGGCCGAGGAGCCGCCCGAGGCCCGGCCCGACGGAGAGGGCUCCCCGGGCAAAGCCGCCAGGCCCGCGCCCGCCCGCCGGCCCGGGGCCGCCGACCGGGACGACCGGAACGACCGCGGGGGUCCCCCCACCAGCGUGGCGGCGCUCCGCUCCAACUUCGAGAGGGUCCGCAAGGCCGACCCCGCCGCCGCCGCCGCCGACCAGCCCUUCUACGUGAACGUCGAGUUCCACCACGAGCGCGGGCUGGUGAAGGUCAACGACAAGGAGGUGUCGGAGCGCAUCAGCUCGCUGGGCAGCCAGGCCAUGCAGCUGGAGCGCCGCAGGGGCCAGCGGGGCGCGCCCCUCGCCCAGCCCCGCGCGCGCCCCGCCGACAGCCCGCCCCGCGGCCUGGACGGCGACUACGAGGACGCCGAGCUGAACGCGCGCUUCCUCCGGGACAACCUGGUGCCGGCCGCCGCCUGGCCGCCGCUGGAGCCGCACCAGCCCUACCAGAGCGUCUUCGUGGGCGGCCCGCCGGCGGCGGGGGGCGAGGCCGGGGGCGCCCCGGGGCUCCUGCGCAGCCAGAGCAGCGCCGCCCCCGCCGCGGAGCCCCCGCCGGAGCGCCGCCUGACCUGGCCGCGCCGCUCCUACUCGCCCCGCAGCUUCGAGGACAGCGGCGGCGGCUACACGCCGGACUGCAGCUCCAACGAGAACCUCACGUCCAGCGAGGAGGAGGAGGAGGAGGAGGAGGACGUGUCGUCCGGCGGCCAGUCCGGCCGCGUGUCCCCGAGCCCCGCCGCCGCCGCCGCCGGCCGCCGCCGCCCCCCGGGCCGCGACCGGAGCCGCUCGCCCUCGCAGACCUCGCAGCAGUCGCUGGACAGCGGCCCCAGCCCGCCGCCCACGCCGCAGUGCCCCCGGCGCCACCGCCACGGCCCCGUCGUGGUGUCCGAGGCCACCAUCGUGGGCGUGCGCAAGACCGGGCAGAUCUGGCCCAGCGACGGGGACAGCGCCUUCCCCGGAGACGCAGACUCAUCCUUCGGGACGCCGCCCGGGUACGGCUGCGCAGCGGACCAGGCCGAGGAGCAGCGGCGGCACCAGGACGGGCUGCCCUACAUCGAUGACUCGCCCUCCUCCUCUCCCCACCUGGGCGGCAAGGGCCGGGCCGGCCGGGACGCGCUGGCCUCGGGCGCCCUGGAGCCGGCCAAGGCGAGCGAGCUGGACCUGGAGAAGGGCUUGGAGAUGCGAAAGUGGGUCCUGUCGGGCAUCCUGGCGAGUGAGGAGACGUACCUCAGCCACCUGGAGGCGCUGCUGCUGCCCAUGAAGCCGCUGAAGGCGGCGGCCACCACCUCGCAGCCGGUGCUGACGAGCCAGCAGAUCGAGACCAUCUUCUUCAAGGUGCCCGAGCUCUACGAGAUCCACAAGGAGUUCUAUGACGGGCUGUGCCCCCGCGUGCAGCAGUGGAGCCACCAGCAGCGCGUGGGCGACCUCUUCCAGAAGCUGGCCAGCCAGCUGGGCGUGUACCGGGCCUUCGUGGACAACUACGGCGUCGCCAUGGAAAUGGCCGAGAAGUGCUGCCAGGCCAACGCUCAGUUUGCAGAAAUCUCCGAGAACCUGAGAGCCAGGAGCAACAAGGACGCCAAGGACCAUACGACCAAGAACUCCCUGGAGACCCUGCUCUACAAGCCUGUGGACCGGGUCACGCGGAGCACGCUGGUCCUGCACGACCUGCUGAAGCACACGCCGCCCAGCCACCCCGACCACCCACUGCUGCAGGACGCGCUGCGCAUCUCCCAGAACUUCCUGUCCAGCAUCAACGAGGAGAUCACGCCUCGCCGGCAGUCCAUGACGGUGAAGAAGGGCGAGCACAGGCAGCUGCUGAAGGACAGCUUCAUGGUGGAGCUGGUGGAGGGCGCCCGCAAGCUGCGCCACGUCUUCCUGUUCACCGACCUGCUCCUCUGCACCAAGCUCAAGAGGCAGAGUGGAGGCAAAACGCAGCAGUACGACUGCAAGUGGUACAUCCCGCUCACCGACCUCAGCUUCCAGACGCUGGACGAGUCCGAGGCGGCGCCCGCCAUCCCCCUGGUGGUGGACGAGGAGCUGGACGCCAUGAAGAUCAAGAUCUCGCAGAUCAAAAGCGACAUCCAGAGGGAGAAGAGGGCCAACAAGGGCAGCAGGGCCAUCGAGAGGCUGAAGAAGAAGCUGUCGGAGCAGGAGUCCAUGCUCCUGCUCAUGUCCCCCAGCAUGGCCUUCCGGGUGCACAGCCGCAACGGCAAGAGCUACACGUUCCUGAUCUCGUCCGACUACGAGCGGGCCGAGUGGCGGGAGCACAUCCGGGAGCAGCAGAAGAAGUGUUUCAAAAGCUUCUCCCUGACGUCCGUGGAGCUGCAGAUGCUGACCAACUCGUGCGUCAAACUCCAGACGGUCCACUGCAUCCCCCUGACCAUCAACAAGGAAGAUGACGAGUCUCCCGGCCUCUACGGCUUCCUGAACGUCAUCGUCCACUCGGCCACCGGCUUCAAGCAGAGCUCAAACCUGUACUGCACCCUGGAGGUGGACUCCUUCGGGUACUUCGUGAACAAAGCCAAGACCCGGGUCUACAGGGACACGGCCGAGCCCAACUGGAACGAGGAGUUCGAGAUCGAGCUGGAGGGCUCGCAGACGCUGAGGAUCCUGUGCUAUGAGAAGUGCUACAACAAGACGAAGAUCCCGAAGGAGGACGGCGAGAGCACCGACCGCAUCAUGGGGAAGGGCCAGGUCCAGCUGGACCCCCAGGCCCUGCAGGACAGAGACUGGCAGCGGACGGUCAUCGCCAUGAACGGGAUCGAGGUGAAGUUGUCGGUGAAGUUCACCAGCAGGGAGUUCAGCCUGAAGAGGCUGCCGUCCCGGAAGCAGACGGGCGUCUUCGGGGUCAAGAUUGCCGUGGUCACCAAGAGGGAGCGGUCCAAGGUGCCCUACAUCGUUCGGCAGUGCGUGGAGGAGAUCGAGCGCCGUGGCAUGGAGGAGGUGGGCAUCUACCGCGUGUCCGGCGUGGCCACCGACAUCCAGGCGCUGAAGGCCGCCUUCGACGUCAACAACAAGGACGUGUCGGUGAUGAUGAGCGAGAUGGACGUCAACGCCAUCGCCGGCACCCUCAAGCUCUACUUCCGGGAGCUGCCCGAGCCGCUGUUCACCGACGAGUUCUACCCCAGCUUCGCCGAGGGCAUCGCUCUUUCGGACCCCGUGGCGAAGGAGAGCUGCAUGCUGAACCUGCUGCUGUCGCUCCCGGAGGCCAACCUGCUGACCUUCCUCUUCCUCCUGGACCACCUGAAGAGGGUGGCAGAGAAGGAGACGGUGAACAAGAUGUCCCUGCACAACCUGGCCACGGUGUUCGGACCCACGCUGCUCCGGCCCUCGGAGAAGGAGAGCAAGCUGCCCGCCACGCCCGGCCAGCCCAUCUCCAUGGCGGACAGCUGGUCCCUGGAGGUCAUGUCCCAGGUCCAGGUGCUGCUGUACUUCCUGCAGCUGGAGGCCAUCCCUGCUCCCGACAGCAAGCGACAGAGCAUCCUGUUCUCCACGGAAGUCUAAAGGCCCGACUCCUCCGACUCCAGGAAGCCGCCGGCACGGCCUGGGACACUCCCGGCGAGACAGGCCACCGCGGAGCAGGAUCCGCAUCUUCUUGAGGCGUCCUCGGGCCGCCCCCGAGAGCCAGGCCGUCUGCCAAGUGACGGCCCGCUACCCGAGGCAGAAGGCCCAGAGGCCUGGGCGGUGCCGGGCCCCUGAGCUCCCCGCUGGCCUCCGGCUCUGGUCUGCCGCCACCAGAGGGCGCCCCAGAGCCAGCACGGCUCCGCGUGCAGGCCUGGCCCCAGAGCGGGCGGAAGGAGUGGUGGUUUUUUUUUUUAAUGAACUUUUCAGACUUUUCAAAGAUUUCUACUGGAUCCCUUGUCAAGAGGCACCCUCCCCUCGCGGUCGUGUCCUGAACAAACACUGCUGCUGCUGCGCACCGUGGGGGUCCCCGUGGGGGUGGGGGCGGGGGCGCUGGGGUUUUCCUGACUUAAAACGUACGACUCCCGUGGGGAACGGGGCGCGGAAAGCAAGGUCAACACUGUGCGGCAUCGGGCCCCUUUCGCCUCCUUCCUCUCUCCCCUCGCUUUCUAGAAGGAUCUCUGGGCACCAGGGGGCUCUUCCCUGUCCCUUGCUGUGGCUGUGGCUUUGCUUUUGCAGAUCCUGUGCCCCUGGGAGGGCAGCUGCCCGUGUGACACCCAGGCCCGGCCACCAGGGGGCAGGAGGCCGGGGCUGCGCACUUUAUGGCCCCUUCCUCCUCCGGGGAGAGUGACCCCGGCCCCCCAUGCCAGCCCAGCCUCCCGCCCAGCACCCGCUGGCCUGCAGCCUGCAAAGGCCGGUCUCUAGCUCAGCGCCCCCCCCCCCCCGCCCUCCCCAGGUCCCCGCUCUGCGGAACAGACUCUGCACCCUUUUGGAACGGCUUCUUCUCGCUGCACCGGCAUCGGCUUGCGUUCAACCUUUUGAUCCGAAUCGCCUUUUUGAUACUUGAAUAUUUUUAAGUUUUAUACGUAGUUUCUAAUUUUCUUCCGGACGGACUCAGAAGGUAUCUACGCUUUGUGUUCCUCUGAGCGCCCGCUCUGUCUGUCUGCAUCGGGAGCGGACGGGCGCCGAGUCUCCUGGGCACCGGGGGCCAGGCCCGGGCUGAGGGCGGCGACUCCCAUCCCAGAGCAGGCGGAAGGACAGGCGUGCCCCCUCCCGCCCGCUCCCCGCUCUGCACGCCCCUGCCAGCCCUCGGACCCUCUGCCUAAAGGGGAGAGCAUGGGAAGCCACUAAGUGUUUUGAAGAAACAGGUCUAUGGACACCGUAUCCAUCUUUUUUUUUUUAAAGAGGGGUUUUGGGCCCUGGCCGGUUGGCUCCGCAGACAGAGCGUCGGCCUGCGGACUUCAGGGUCCCGGGUUCGAUUCCCGUCAAGGGCACGCCCCUCAGUGGCAGGCUCCUCCUCCCCAGCCAGGCUCUGGUUCGGGGUGCGUGCAAGAGGCGACCCAUCGAUGUGUCACACUCACAUCAGUAUUUCUCUCUGUCUUUCCCUCCCUCUCCUCUUUCUGAAAACAUCCUUGGCUGAGGAUUUAAAAACAAACAAGUAAAUCAAUAAACAGCGGGUCGGGGCGAGGGGAGAAGGGGCGCAGUGUCCGCGCCGGUCUGGCGGGAAGAGAGGGUGCGAGGAGUCGGAGGAGGGAAGCCAUGCAGCGACUCAGGAAAAGGUGUUUCGUUGUCAGCGAUGGCGGUGGCGCUGGCCCACGCUCCUGCCGCGCCCUGGGGCCCUGGCAGGGCUCACCCAGGUGCCAGGGGCCCAGGAGACAAGGUCACUUGAAGGCCUGCCGUCUGCAUACUGUAUUUAUUUAGCUGUCCUUUAUUUUCUCCCGUGUUAACACGGCACCCCUCCUCCACCUCCCCACCCCCCACCCCGGGGAUGAGGGCAGGGCGCGGGGCUCUCUGUCCUCGCCCGUUUCUGGGCCCAGUGGGUUCCCGGGGUCCCUCCGGCCCGACCGUCUCCGCACACCUCCAGCCUGGGUCCCCCUUCCCCGGCGCCCCUGGUUUGCAUCUGUCGCAUCGAAACUGGAAAGCAAUACGCCCACGUCUGUGCCAACGUCCCUGCCCUCGCCCGCCGCCUCCCGUGUUAUUUAUAUGGAGCGUGUGCCGCCUCCCGGCCGAGUGGCCGCUCCUCGUCGCUGUCCAGCGCUCCUUCCUGGGCCACGAUGGCGGCCCCCGCGGUCCCCUCUCGGCGCAGGCCCCCGGUUGGCCGGGCCGGCAGGGGGCAGGGGAAGGCCCGGGGGCCCAGAUGCGCCAGGAGACGAGGCCGCCCAGCCCUGGCCCCGGGGUCUGGGGGCCGCCUGCCACUGGGGCUGGGCGGGCCGGUCUCGGCGGCUGCGCUUCUGCUUUUGAGCUCGGCCACCCGUGUGCGCCGUCGGGGAGGGGACUGCUGACACUGUCAUUAAAGUUUCCUGAGACGA